Durusdinium trenchii is the source of this 2724-nucleotide messenger RNA. Lineage: Eukaryota; Dinophyceae; Suessiales; Symbiodiniaceae. The record is from the annotation of a GenBank genome assembly.
CCAAAACCUCCGUUUCCUGUUUGGCUUCACCUCCAAUCCGACUCAUCCAUGGGCAUCGAGCGGAUUGUGGCCUCUUCGGAGCGGGACUUUGUGGACAAGUCCGUCGACUACAUCGAGGAAUGCAUUGCCAAGCACCAGGGACGCAGUGCCUCCAACUUUGUGCUGGGGCUUUCCGCCUCCAAUGGCCGGAUGCGCCGUGCCAGGCAGGCAGACGUGUGGUCCACCCUCGCGGGCCGCAUGGGCGUGGAUUGGUCGAGGGUCUUCGUCUUUUUGGUGGAUGAGCGCUAUGGUUGCAGCAGCCAGGAGGAGAGCAAUUCCUACCUCAUCCGUGAUACAUUGGUGAAGAACCUCCACCGUCGGGCGUCAGGUUUCCCGGAACACCAACUGAUCCUGCCGGAUACCAGCAUCACGCCUGCGAGCGCGUGUGCAGAGGACUACGAGCGACGCUUGUGCAAGAUGUUCGAGGAGGAGAGCGGACCUCAUUUGGUGACCUUUGGCUUGGGUGGUGAUGGGCACAUUGCCAGCGUCUUCCCUGAAUGGUACCAAAGUGUGCCAGAAAGAUGGGCAGAGGCCAUCCAAAAGAAGCGGACCGUGCUGGUGACCGAGACCUCCAAGUUUGAGGUGCGCACUCGCCUUUGCGUGAACUUGAGGGUCAUCCGGGAGGCGGUGAACAUCUUCGUGACCUUGCAGGAAGGCUCUGAGGAGGCUUGGACCCGAGUGAAGAGGUCCUUUGACGAGGAGCGCUUUGGGGAGCGGCGGCAUGCCAAGAGAGCCAAGGUGGUCGAGCCCACGGGCGUGUUUCUAUCCACGGACGGCUUCUUGAUGGUCCAGGCCAAAGGCCGGAAGCCCAAGCCAGCGCCGAAGCCACCCGACAGCCCCUUGCACUGGGUCUUGAGGUACAGCACCAUCUCAACGAUGCAGCUGGCCGUUGACAAGGAGAACCACUAUGCCUUCGUAGUGCUGGGCGCAGCCGGGGAUUUGGCGAAGAAGAAGACCUUCCCAUCACUGUUCCAGCUCCACAUGGGGCGCUUGUUGCCUGGAAACAUGCAUAUCAUUGGUGUGGACAAUCCCCAGUUCCACAAGGACGUGACCAACGUGACCGACUUUUGGGACCAACGGCUUCGAGAACACCUCGAAAAGCAGAAAGGCUGGGUGAAUGAGGACCUCGAGAGCUUCAAAGAAAGGCUUCACUAUGUGCAAGUGCAGCUGGACCAGCCUGACACGGUGGUCGCAUUGGACAGGCACUUGCGAUCGCUGGCGGAAGAUCGUCCAAAGGAGCAUCGUGUGUUUUACCUGGCACUGCCCCCAUUCCUCUUCGCCAAAGCCGUGGAGAAUCUGCGGGAGCGUUGCUGGUCCCAAAGCGGCUGGAACCGUGUGAUUGUCGAGAAGCCUUUUGGAAAGAACGGUACACAGGCGGCUGAGCUUACAGAUAGCCUGAAGAAGUACUUGGAUGAAAAGGAGAUCUUCCGCAUGGAUCACUACCUUGCCAAGACUCUGGUUCUGAAUUUGCUCACUCUCCGCUUUGCCAAUCGGGAGCUGGGGCAUCUCUUCCACUGCCACCAUGUGGCCAAUGUCCGGAUCACCUUUAAGGAAGCCAUCGGUGUGGAGGGCCGUGCCGGCUACUUCGAUGGCUACGGUAUCAUCCGGGACAUCAUGCAGAACCAUUUGAUGCAGGUGUUGACCUUGGUGGCCAUGGAGGCACCUGCCACCUUGGAAGCGGAAGAUGUUCGAGAUGAGAAGGUGAAAGUGCUGAAGCAGAUUCGGCCCAUCGCCCCGCGUGAUUGUGUGAUUGGCCAGUACGAAGGAUAUCAGCUGGACCCUGACAUCCAGGCCAUCAAUCGCAAGCGUGGCUAUCCCUCGAGAUCUCCCACCUUUGCAGUGGCAGUGAUGUACUUGGACAACGAGCGUUGGUCGGGUGUACCUUUCAUCAUGAAAGCAGGCAAAGGUCUUGAAGUGCAUCAGACCAUCGUGCGGAUUCAGUUCAAAAAGGCGCCGCCCAACAGCCUGUUCGGCGAGCAGCCGCAGAACGAGCUCGUGAUCCGAAUCCAACCCAAUGAAGCCAUUUACUACAAGAUCUUGGCGAAGAUGCCUGGUCUCACGCAACAGGCUAGAGAUGUUGAGCAGACCGUGCUGGAUUUGGACCUCAAGAAGCGUUUCGAGUUGCGGCGAACCCCAGAGGCCUAUGAGAAGUUGAUCCACGAUGUGAUUCAGGGAGAAAGCCACAACUUCGUGCGGAAAGACGAGCUGGAACAGGCAUGGCGGAUCUUUGAUCCAUUGCUGACGACUCUUGAGGAGGAAGAGAAGCGUGUGCCGGAGACCUAUUCGCUGGGCAGCCGAGGGCCCUUGAAGGCCGACAUGCUGAUCGAUCGCAUGGGCUUCAGGCGCUACACCGUCACCGGUGUUCCGGGCUUCGCGGAGGACGACUUCGAUUGAGGAGUGUUGAACAUGCGGAUCUCAUCCACCGAGAUCUCCAAGAAAAACCAGGCGCUUGAAACGCGACCGACGAAAGCGAGGAGGACGUCGGAGCUCGGAGCUGUCCAUCCUCACGCCUUCGGAGCUUCCGGGCCGUGACCGGAGGGUGCCGUGACCGGAGGGCCGGCGAAACAAAGGACGUGUGCGAACGGAGUCGUCGGAGACGGACAGGUGUUUUCAAGGAGGACGGAGGCAUUGCAUGAGUGUUGUUUCCUUGUGUUGAUCAAGAUGUUGGUCUGGACUGGGUGGAGG